Molecule: messenger RNA, 748 nt
Organism: Cuscuta europaea
Lineage: Eukaryota; Viridiplantae; Streptophyta; Magnoliopsida; Solanales; Convolvulaceae
Source: the annotation of a GenBank genome assembly
UUAAUUUCUUGGAAGUCCAGAGAAAGAGAAAGCUCAGCCCAAUAACCUAACCAAACUAUAUAGUAUAACCUCUCUCUAUAUAUAUGUCAACCCAAACGCAGUUUCAGGCCAGACUCUGUUCCUACUCACUCAUUCAUCUUCAAAGCUCAGCUAAGCCUCCCUCUAGUCUCUGUUCUUCGUAUUCAGUUUCAAAGCUCAGCUAACGAAAUUGAAAACCAUCCAGAAAUAAAUGGGGAAGCAAAAGGUAGUAUUUAGCAUCACUAUGAGGGAUGAGAAGGCUAAAGUCAAAGCCCACAAAAUUGUCGUUGACCACUCCGGUACGUACAAAAUUAGCUCUCUAUCUAUAUACUAUCGUAUAUGGGAUGGGCGGUUUUGUACUCAUGCUUUCCAAAUACUUUCCUCUCCAGGAGUUGUUUCAACGUCUGUGGACCCAGAGAAGGGGCGGAUAGAGGUGGUCGGCGAGUUUGAUGCCGUGGCGCUGGCCGUCGAGCUGAGAAGGAAACUUGGACAAGCUAAUAUAGAGACCAUGGCCCCCGUGGUUGAAGAAAAGAAGAAAGAAUACAAAAGGAAUGAUACUCCAACACCCCAAUACGGGACAAUCACUUUUAAUCCAUACACUUCCUAUCAAGCGCCUUCUUACUACUACGGUUAUUAGGCUAAUCCUUACAAUAAUUAAUGAUUAUGAACAUGUGUGGAGGCACUGUAUUGUAAUUCAAUUUAGUUUGUAAUGAAACUAAUAAACUUAUUU